Molecule: messenger RNA, 1601 nt
Organism: Camelina sativa (false flax)
Lineage: Eukaryota; Viridiplantae; Streptophyta; Magnoliopsida; Brassicales; Brassicaceae
Source: RefSeq, a predicted model, not a curated record
CUUGAUGAAUUGAGAGCAAAACCCACCUUAAACCCACCGAGUUCCUUCUCCACCGGAAAGAGCUCAGCCACAGUUUUUAGCAUUAGUAACUGAUCAAUUCAUCGAGAGAUUCGAGUCCCCCCUUUGUGUGCUUGCUUAUCUCUAAAGUUGUGUCCUUUUUAACAGUGUGGCGACUACAUUGUAAUGAACUGCUUGUCUCAUGCGCGUUCAUACAUUUCCUUGGGGAUACUUAAGAGAUCUAGCUAUGUCACUUCUCAAAUUCCAUGGAACCAAUGCUUCUUCCAUACGCCUUCAAAAUCCUGUUUAAAGCCUGCCUUUGGACUAUCUAAAGUUCAUUUCUUUUCCUCGAGAUCAAAGUCUGGUAAAUCCAAGAUGUCUUCUUCAACCGUUGUUUCUGUUGCGGAUAAAGAAAAGGACGCGUUUUUCGUUGUUCGGAAGGGUGAUGUUAUUGGAAUUUACAAGGAUUUGAGUGAUUGUCAAGCUCAAGUUGGAUCUUCUGUGUUUGAUCCUCCGGUUAGUGUUUAUAAAGGAUACUCGUUGCCGAAAGACGCAGAGGAGUAUCUUUCUUCUGUUGGGAUGAAGAAACCACUCUACAGUAUUAGAGCUUCAGACUUGAAAGAUGAUAUCUUUGGUGCUCUCACGCCAUGUCUUUUUCAGGAGCCUAAUGUCAAAGUAUCUGAAGAAAAAGAUACCUCAGAGAUGAAGUCGAAAGAUAGAAUUCAAGACAACGAAACAGAUCAGCUUCCAUCAGCUUCUAUGUCAGUUGAAUCUUUGGAAAAGCUUGCUAAUAAUUCCUUAGAAGAAACUUGCUUUAUUGAAUUUGAUGGUGCAUCAAAGGGAAAUCCCGGUCUCUCUGGCGCAGCAGCGGUACUGAAAACUGAGGACGGAAGCUUGAUUUGUAGACUGCGUCAAGGUUUAGGAAUUGCCACAAACAAUGCAGCAGAAUACCGUGCGUUAAUCCUAGGAUUGAAGUAUGCUGUUGAGAAAGGUUACAAGAAAAUUAAAGUGAAAGGUGACUCCAAGCUGGUGUGUAUGCAGAUCAAAGGUAAAUGGAAGGUAAACCAUGAGGUACUCGCGAAGCUCCACAAGGAAGCAAAACAACUUUGCGAUAAAUGUGUCUCUUUCGAGAUCAGUCAUGUACUAAGGAAUUUGAACGCUGAUGCGGAUGAACAAGCAAACUUGGCUGUCCGCCUUCCCGAAGGAGAAGUUGAAGUGGCGUGAAGAGCUUAUAAUACUUAUUAUCAGUGAACGCAUAUAGAGAGCUUUGGGUUUGUUGUUCUACACCCCACAUACAGAUCUAAACAGCUUGAGGAAAAGUAUACAUUGUUCAUUUGAAAACGGCAUCUUAGUUUGGGUUAAAAAUCUCUGUUGUCUUGCAGUUACACUAGCCACUAGAAACUGAUGUUGAACCAGAAUCAGCAGAGAGAGGUCUAUGGAAACAGUCUCGGAGCACCCAGAGAACAGCAGAAACUGACACAUCCAUCAUUUUUCUUCAGUAGAUGCUUUUUUUGCCAUCGUUCUAACUUUUUUCUUAAGCUUUGCUCCCUCAUUCUUACAAAUAUAAGCACUAGCACAGUUCUUAUAUUCAGAUUCUUUUUGUA